Molecule: messenger RNA, 3945 nt
Organism: Cornus florida
Lineage: Eukaryota; Viridiplantae; Streptophyta; Magnoliopsida; Cornales; Cornaceae
Product: calcium-transporting ATPase 1
Exons: 7
Coding region: 519-3572 (1017 amino acids)
Biological process (GO): calcium ion transmembrane transport
Cellular component (GO): intracellular membrane-bounded organelle; membrane
Molecular function (GO): calmodulin binding; ATP hydrolysis activity; ATP binding
Source: RefSeq, a predicted model, not a curated record
CCCAUUUGUCCACGUAAAAUUACAGUUUGACCGUUCACCAAUCCCUUUCUCUCUCUCUAACCAAUCUCUCUCUCUCUCUCUCUCUCUCUCUCUCUAAGCAAGAUCUCCUUCCACUCUCUUCCUUCUCUAUUGCGUUUCAAAUAAAGUUCAUAUCGAUGUAGAGAGAAAAGAGAGUUGCACCAAGAAGCUACGAGACUACUUUAGCCUGAUACAGUCUUCACACUCUGCUUUUCUGAAAGCUUCUGAAGUUCGUACAAAGCACAACAACAGAAUAAAGCAACAAACUGGUCGAUCACUCACACCAUUAGCGUGUUCGAAUUUGAUUCUCGACAGUCUUCGAUCUAUACACAAAUCUAUCUUUAUUUUUCUUGGAAGAACACAAGUUAUCUAUCUUACUACUAUCAAUACAGAUAUAUACAUAUAUGUGUGUGUGUUUGUGUGCAUACUGUUGUUGUUCGUAUAAAAGGUGAGGUUAGGGUUUUGAAUCGUACUGAAGAUUGAGGACAGGAGGAGCAGAUAUGGAGAGCUAUUUGAAUGAAAACUUUGGGGAAGUGAAGCCCAAGAACUCGUCGGAGGAGGCGCUUCAGAGAUGGAGGAAGGCCUGUUGGCUUGUCAAGAAUCCUAAGCGGAGGUUUCGAUUCACUGCUAAUGUCCCCAAGCGAGUUGAAGCUCGGAAUAUUCAACGAUCCAAUCAGGAGAAGCUAAGAAUUGCAGUAUUGGUCUCACAAGCCGCAGUUCAAUUUAUCCAAGGUAUAAGUAGUUACACUUUACCCGAUGAAGUAAAAGCUGCAGGUUUUCAAAUCUGUGCUGAUGAGUUGGGAUCCAUUGUUGAAGGCCAUAAUGUGAAGAAGCUGAAAGGUCAUGGUGGGGUUGAGGGUAUUGUAGACAAGCUCUCGACAUCAAUCACCAAUGGGAUAUCUACUUCUGAAGACUCUCUGAGUCGAAGAAAAGAAAUUUAUGGAAUUAAUAAAUUUACUGAAAAACAGGCUAAAGGUUUCUGGGUUUUUGUAUGGGAAGCCUGUCAAGAUAUGACCCUUAUGAUACUUGCUGUUUGUGCCUUUGUGUCUCUGAUUGUUGGCAUAACAACGGAAGGAUGGCCAAAAGGUGCCCACGACGGACUUGGAAUCGUGGCAAGCAUCUUGUUGGUUGUAUUUGUCACUGCGACUAGCGAUUAUAAACAGUCUUUGCAGUUUAAGGAUUUAGAUAGAGAAAAGAAGAAGAUUACAGUUCAGGUUACUAGAAAUAGUUACAGACAAAAGAUUUCAAUAUAUGAUCUACUUCCUGGUGAUAUAGUUCAUCUAGCUACUGGAGAUCAGGUCCCUACUGAUGGACUCUUUGUUUUGGGAUAUUCUACAUUGAUAAAUGAAUCUAGUUUAACAGGAGAGAGUGAGCCAGUUAAAGUGAAUGCUGAUAAUCCUUUUCUCCUUUCUGGAACUAAAGUUCAGGAUGGAUCAUGCAAAAUGCUUGUUACUACUGUUGGGAUGAGAACCCAAUGGGGUAAAUUAUUGGCUACUCUUAGUGAAGGAGGAGAUGAUGAGACCCCAUUGCAGGUCAAACUGAAUGGAGUGGCGACCAUCAUUGGGAAAAUAGGCCUGUUUUUUGCUGUUGUUACUUUUGCUGUUAUGGUGCAAGGAUUAUUCAGCCGCAAACUACAAGAAGGGUCUCAUUGGAGCUGGUCUGGGGAUGAAGCCCUCGAAAUGUUGGAAUACUUUGCUGUGGCUGUUACAAUAGUUGUGGUUGCGGUCCCUGAGGGGCUGCCUUUAGCUGUCACAUUGAGUCUUGCUUUUGCCAUGAAGAAGAUGAUGAAUGAUAAGGCACUUGUCCGCCAUCUGGCUGCUUGUGAGACCAUGGGAUCUGCCACAAGUAUAUGUAGUGAUAAGACUGGGACACUAACUACUAACCAUAUGACCGUUGUAAAAGCAUACAUUGGUGGGAAAAUCAAGGACUUGAGUAGCUCUACUGAGAUUUCUAGUGUCUGCUCUGGGAUUUCUGAUUCUGUCAGGAAAAUGCUACUCCAAUCCAUAUUUAACAACACUGGGGGAGAAGUGGUUAAGAAUCAAGACAACAAAAUUGAGAUCCUGGGAACACCCACUGAAACAGCACUUUUGGAAUUUGGGUUGUUGCUUGGUGGAGAUUUCAAUGCAGAACGACAAGAAUCAAAAAUUGUGAAAGUUGAGCCAUUCAAUUCUGUGAAGAAACGGAUGGGGGUUAUUAUAGAGCUUCCUGAAGGAGGGUUCCGGGCCCAUUGUAAAGGUGCUUCUGAAAUAAUUUUGGCUGCAUGUGACAAAGUCAUAGACUCGAAUGGUGACGUUGUUCCCCUUGAUAAAGCAUCUAUGAAUCAUCUGAAAGAUACAAUUGAACAAUUAGCUAACGAAGCACUACGAACUCUUUGCCUUGCUUAUAUAGAAUUGGGAAGUGAAUUCUCUGCUGAAAAUCCUAUACCCUUUGAGGGAUAUACUUGUAUCGGAAUUGUGGGUAUUAAAGAUCCAGUUCGUCCUGGUGUCAAGGAAUCUGUUGCAAUUUGUAGGUUAGCUGGUAUUACUGUGCGGAUGGUUACAGGAGACAACAUUAACACCGCAAAGGCAAUUGCCAGGGAAUGUGGGAUUCUGACUGAUAAUGGUAUAGCCAUUGAAGGCCCAGAAUUUCGGGAGAAGAGUGAGGAGGAAAUGAAUGCACUCAUUCCCAAAAUUCAGGUAAUGGCUAGGUCUUCACCAAUGGAUAAGCAUACCCUUGUGAAACACUUAAGAACCACACUUGAAGAAGUUGUUGCAGUGACUGGAGACGGUACAAAUGAUGCUCCAGCACUUCAUGAAGCAGAUAUUGGGCUUGCGAUGGGCAUUGCUGGAACUGAGGUGGCUAAAGAGAGUGCUGAUGUCAUAAUUUUAGACGAUAAUUUCUCCACCAUUGUAACUGUGGCCAAAUGGGGACGCUCUGUUUACAUAAACAUUCAAAAGUUUGUUCAGUUUCAGCUGACAGUCAAUGUGGUUGCCCUAAUUGUCAAUUUUUCUUCUGCCUGUUUGACAGGAAGUGCUCCCCUCACUGCAGUUCAGCUUCUAUGGGUCAACAUGAUCAUGGAUACACUGGGCGCACUUGCACUUGCCACUGAACCUCCUAAUGAUGACCUAAUGAAUCGACCACCCGUUGGAAGGAAAGGGAACUUCAUCAGUAAUGUUAUGUGGAGGAAUAUCAUGGGGCAAUCGCUUUAUCAAUUUAUUAUAAUCUGGUAUCUUCAGACGCAAGGAAAAUCAGUCUUUCAUCUGGAUAGCUCGGACUCUGAUUUGAUUCUCAACACACUUAUUUUUAACUCUUUCGUCUUUUGUCAGGUUUUCAAUGAGAUCAGCUCCAGAGAGAUGGAAAAGAUAAACGUCUUCAAAGGCAUACUGAAAAAUUACGUGUUUGUUAUCGUACUCGCUUGCACCGUCUUCUUCCAAAUCAUUAUCAUUGAAUUCCUCGGUACGUUUGCAAACACUAUUCCUCUCACCUGGCAGCACUGGUUCGUGAGUGUUUCAAUCGGGUUUCUUGGCAUGCCAAUAGCUGCUGCCAUAAAGAUGAUCCCUGUGGGAUCGAAAUGAAACUCAGGAGAAAGCAAGUGGGUACUUUCUGACUCAUUCAUCCAAGCUUUUAUAUUCAAGAAGGUAUCUUCCUCCCCAUGUUUCACAGUAGCAGCAUGCGAAGAUAGCAUUUUGCAUACAGUUAAAUUUCAAGACCAAAGAUAUUCACCUAUGCUACCGAAAAACGUGAAUUGUUGUUAUUUUUGUAAGCAAGUUUUCAACUUCGAUCUUGAAACUCUUUCUGAUUCAUCCUAACAGAAUUUUAGGUAAUCAUUAUUCUAAACCAGUUAUGUUUGUUAGAGAAUGAAUGAUUCCCUAUUGGGGUUGCUCCCUAAAUCUACAAAAUUAGGUUGUAUUUUUUUGUUGAUUGUUCAUUAAGUUUUUAUUAUUAUUA